This is a messenger RNA of Ophidiomyces ophidiicola, 420 nucleotides long. It is a transcript of the gene RPS17B, whose product is annotated as 40S ribosomal protein S17.e.B. Gene Ontology annotation, biological process: translation. The transcript has 4 exons. Gene Ontology annotation, molecular function: structural constituent of ribosome. Gene Ontology annotation, cellular component: ribosome. Lineage: Eukaryota; Fungi; Ascomycota; Eurotiomycetes; Onygenales; Onygenaceae. Bases 1 to 420 code for a protein of 139 amino acids. The record is from RefSeq and is a predicted model, not a curated record.
AUGGGUCGCGUUAGGACGAAGACAGUCAAGAAGUCCGCCAAGGUCAUCAUUGAGCGUUACUAUCCUAAGCUCACCCUCGAUUUUGAGACCAACAAGCGCAUUUGCGAUGAAAUCGCCAUCAUUGCUUCCAAGCGCCUUCGCAACAAGAUUGCUGGCUACACUACCCAUCUGAUGAAGCGUAUUCAACGGGGCCCAGUUCGCGGCAUCUCCUUCAAACUUCAAGAGGAGGAGCGUGAACGUAAAGAUCAGUACGUUCCAGAGAUCUCCGCUUUGGAUAUUUCCCAGACGGAAACUGGCCAGCUUGAGAUUGAUACCGAUACCAAAGACCUCCUCAAAAGCCUUGGCUUCGAUUCCCUCAAGGUCAACGUUGUCGCUGUCGGCCAAACCCAGCCAUCAGAACGACCACGUCGUUUCAGAUAA